CCAUUCAUAGCAUGUCAAAAUGUAUUAAUGUUGCCAGUAGACAAAAAAUUAACUAAAGUGGGGUAAUAGAAUGAAAAACAAUAUUGUCAAAAUAUUUCGAUGUACUUCAUUCAAUUUCAGGCAUUAUGAAUACUUUAUUGUUUAAUUUCUAGCUGAAAGAUGGAAAGUUGAACAUUGUCUCUGGUUUUAAAUUGUGUUGUUCCAAUGGUAAUUUAUGUAUUUAUUUUGUAAUGUGAUUACUAAACUAAAUUGUUUAUCGAAAUUGGUGGUAUUUUUUACUUGUACUAAUACUUUUUUUUUAAUUGCAUGUACUUAUUACUUAUUUAUCUACAUUCAACCUAUAACACUUGCCGUAUCAAAUGAUAUUAAGAUUUUAUUUGAGGAUGGGAAAAAACUCAUGACUAAGUGUUUUUAUAAUCUUAUUUUCCAGUAAAAAAUUUAAUCAUUAGUUCUUCUAUAGUGAGCGACCAUGUUGAAUGCCAUUUGCAAUGACAAAGUACAGGAAAAGUACGGGUUAAGAACAUAUCAUACUUGUAACGUUUUAUAUGAUUACAAAAUUGCUAGUUUUAGCCGUUCAAAUAACUUUGCCAGCAGAAAAAGGCACUCAAUUCAAAUUAUCUAUGGGACGAUAAUCCUUCGCACGCAGAUGUUCUAAAUUUGUCGAUUUUUUUCUACUGAUGGAAAUGACAUGACAGACUAUAUUUAAUAUUUAAACCUUUAGGUUUGAUCCUUCUCCUUUUAUUUAUGCUUAGAGCAUUUAACCAACUGGAGUCAUUUUUAAGAGCUUACAUGGUCAAUGGCAAUGGUCAUACUCACGUCAUACUUAUUGUAUGGACUGACGUCUGACGUUUAUCUGACAUCAGUUUGUACGUUACGUACUCCAGGCGUACAGUACGUACAGGCGUUUCCAGCUGGUUAAGUCUCCCGUCAGUCUCCAGCUGUUCUAGAGUCAGACCAAGAUAUAUAAGUUGGCAGCGAUUUUGCAACUGUUAUUUUAAACGACAAACUUCUAUGAAAUUAUGUCGUUUCCUUAACACCUGCCCUGGGCUAUCAAAGUCGCUACCAACUAAUCUUGGUCAGACUCUAAGCCUAUUUGCCCCGGUUCGGUUUACCCCGAAAGUGAGGGUUCAUUGAUUCUCUUGAAUGGGUUACGGGAAAUCUUGCUCUGGCAACACUGAAUAAUUCCAAAAUGGCAGAAUGCGACUUUCGUGUGUUAUCAUGUGAGCCGAUUUAAUAAUGUUUUCUUGAAUAUUUGGUGUUGAGUGGAUUAUAAAAUUGUGUAACAGUGAAAAGUGACCUAAUAAACCAUGGCGGACUUAAAAUCACCGCCGUUCAGUGAUAUUAAAAGACCUGAGGAAGUCGUCAGGAUGACGACAAAUGAUAGCCUGAAAUUUGGAGUUCUUAUCGGGCUGAUUGAAGUCGGACAAGUGACCAACAGGGAGCUGGUGAACACCGUCCUGCACCUGCUGGUGGGCGGCGAGUUCGACAUGGAGCUCAACUUCGUCAUCCAAGACGCGCAGAACAUCCAGCACAUGCUGGAACUGCUGGACCACUGCCCGCCCAGCUUACAGGCGGAGAUCUGGUCUGUGUUCAUCGCGAUCCUUCGCAAGAGCGUCCGCAACCUGCAAGCCUGCACCGACGUGGGAUUAAUCCACCAUGUGCUGCAGCGAUUGCCGCGCGCCGAGACCGUUGUCGCAGAUCUCCUCAUCGAGAUGCUGGGAGUGCUGGCCAGCUACAGCGUCACAGUCAAAGAGCUGAAGCAGCUAUUCAGUGCCAUGAAGGCAGUCAAUGGCAAAUGGCCCCGGCACUCGGCGAAGCUGCUGAAUGUGCUCCGGCAGAUGCCGCACCGGAACGGCCCGGACGUGUUCUUCAGUUUUCCCGGACGGAAAGGCUCGGCCGUGGUACUCCCUCCGCUGGCGCGGUGGCCCCACGAGAACGGGUUCACGUUCACCACGUGGUUCCGGCUGGACCCCAUCAACUCGGUCAACAUCGAGCGGGAGAAGCCCUACCUGUACUGCUUCAAGACGAGUAAAGGCGUGGGUUACACCGCGCACUUCGUGGGCAACUGUCUCGUGCUGACUUCCAUGAAGGUGCGGGGGAAGGGGUUCCAGCAUUGUGUCAAAUACGAGUUCCAGCCCAGGAGAUGGUACGCGAUCGCGGUGGUCUACAUCUACAACCGGUGGACCAAGAGCGAGAUCAAGUGCCUCGUCAACGGGCAGCUCGCCUCCAGCACUGAGAUGGCGUGGUUCGUCUCCACCAACGAUCCAUUCGAUAAGUGCUACAUCGGAGCGACAGCUGAGCUGGACGAGGAGCGCGUGUUCUGCGGUCAGAUGGCUGCCAUCUAUUUGUUUGGGGAAGCACUCACCACUCACCAGAUCUGCGCCAUGCACCGUCUAGGUCCAGGGUAUAAGAGUCAGUUCCGAUUCGACAACGAAUGUAACAUCAGCCUACCGGAAAACCACAAAAGGGUGAGCGAACAAGCCGCUCUCCUGCUUGCGAACGCAGAAGUCCCCCCACCCGAACCCGAAAACCCCCCUCCUGAUCCCCCUGAACUCGAAACCCAAGACCCCGCUUCGCUGGAAGAUACGAAGGCGGCAGAAACUGAAGAAGCAUGCGUAGUUGUUAAAGAAGACUCGACGCCUCGAGGAAGAAAGAUGGCAGAUGAGGCGCGCGAAGUGGCCGCCGCGCAUGCGUCGCUACUCGUAGAUAUUGAAGCAUGCAAGCGUGUUCUCUACGACGGCAAAUUGUCCUCGGCGAUAGUGUUCAUGUAUAAUCCCGUGGCAACCGACGGGCAACUUUGUCUGCAGUCCGCCCCUAAAGGCAACGUCUCGUAUUUCGUCCACACGCCGCACGCUUUGAUGCUGCAGGAAGUAAAAGCUGUUGUAACACACUCUAUACACAGCGCGCUGAACUCCAUUGGCGGGGUGCAAGUUCUGUUUCCGCUCUUCGCGCAACUGGAUUUGCCGCAUGAUGCUCCGGCCACAGACCCGAAGCGCGACCCCAUGCUAUGCUCGAAACUGCUCGGUUUCGUGUGCUCGCUCGUGGAAUCCUGCGCCACAGUUCAGCAGCACAUGCUCCAAUGUCGUGGGUUCCUGGUCAUCUCACAUAUGCUACAGCGCUGCAGUCGAGACCAUCUGACGCCGGAGACGCUGGCUUCGUUCCUGCAUCUGACGAAGCAUCUUGUCACGUGUUGCUCUCCUAAUUCGGAUUUGCUUUUGAAACAGUCUUUCUGCCAAUCCUUCUUGACUUGGCAGUUGCUGGAUCACGUGCUCUUCAACCCGGCGUUAUGGGUUCAUACCCCAGCGGCAGUCCAAGCUAGGCUGUACUGCUACUUGGCAACGGACUUUCUUGCUGACGCUCACAUCUACGGCAGCGUGCGGCGCGUCAGCACAGUUCUGCAGACCGUACAUACGCUCAAGUUCUACUAUUGGGUGGUUAAUCCGAGAGCAAAAAGCGGCAUCACGCCCAAAGGAUUAGACGGUCCCCGACCGGCGCAUAAAGACAUCCUCACGAUUCGAGCUUACAUUCUACUGUUUUUGAAACAACUUAUUAUGAUUGGAAAUGGUGUGAAAGAGGAUGAACUUCAGUCUAUCUUGAACUACCUUACCACCAUGCAUGAGGAUGAAAAUCUACACGACGUUCUACAAAUGCUCAUUUCGCUGAUGUCUGAACAUCCCAGUUCCAUGGUACCAGCUUUCGACGCCAAAGGUGGAGUGCGGACGAUCUUCAAGCUGCUGUCGUCGGAGAGCCAAUUAAUCAGGCUGCAGGCGCUCAAGCUGCUCGGCUUCUUCCUGAGCCGAAGCACACACAAGCGAAAAUACGAUGUAAUGUCGCCACACAACCUCUACACGCUCCUCGCUACGCGUCUCGCCGGCGGCGGCUCCGGCGGUGAGGCGCUAGCCUUACCCGCGUACAACGCCCUCUAUGAGCUCCUGACAGAACAUGUUGGUCAGCAAAUACUGUACACGAGUCAUCCGGAGCCGCAGCCGCACUUUAGACUCGAGAAUCCUAUGAUCCUAAAAGUCGUCGCCACGCUCAUCCGUCAAUCGAAACAAACAGAACAGCUCCUCGAAGUAAAGAAGCUCUUCCUCUCCGACAUGACUUUACUCUGUAGCAACAAUAGAGAGAACCGCCGAACCGUCCUCCAAAUGUCCGUCUGGCAGGAGUGGCUGAUAGCAUUAGCGUAUAUACAUCCAAAGAACGCUGAGGAACAGAAGAUAUCGGACAUGGUGUAUAGUUUGUUCAGGAUGCUGUUGCAUCAUGCGAUUAAGCAUGAGUAUGGGGGGUGGAGGGUGUGGGUUGAUACGCUCGCUAUCGUGCAUUCUAAGGUGUCAUACGAAGAAUUCAAACUUCAGUUCGCCCAAAUGUACGAGCACUACGAGCAACGGCGAGCUGACAACAUCACCGACCCCGCGGAGCGGCAACAGCGCCCCAUCUCCACCAUCUCCGGCUGGGACCGCCCCGACCCCACACCACCAGAACCAACUCAUAAGAGCCAUCAUGCCGCCCAGACGGAAAUUGGCAAAGGUCUUUCCCUAAGAGAGGUCGAAGCCUGCAGUUGUACCAAUAAAGAAGAUACAAGUGACGACACGCGGACUACAGAACCUGUGUACAGUGAAGUGUGUAAAGCCCAUAGUCCUAUAAAAAAUACCGAAGUGCCCUGCGUCGACGGUUGUGAUAGUGUUAAAUGUACAGAUAGUGAGCAUGCUGUGGAUGAAGACGGACGACGCAGCGAGACCGGCGCGGAGAAUGAGCUAGUGCAGUCUAUUCUUAAUGAAAAUAUUCUUCUAGAAAGUUCCGAGUCUGGAUUGGGAACGAUAGAAGCGGAUUCAGAGAAAACUGACAAACCUUUGUCUAGACAGGGGAGCUUAGAUUACAUUCCAGUGAGAGACGUAGGCGAAAAUGUACUUAAAGAUGAUAACACGGAUAAAAGCGAAGGUAUUCCUUCUAGUUUAUCAGUGAGCGAAACGGCAAGUCCGGAACGCGUCGCUGAUCCCUUAAAUUUAUCGAAUGAGAGAGAAUCUGAACUAUCAGAUCCGUCCGAAUUAUACUUAACUCCCAGUGAAGCGACUAGUCCUAAGAAAACACAAGAUAAGACUGACUCAAUCAUUCCUGAUGAUAUUGACAGCGAUGAUCCAAAGCACAUCGCGAUAAACAUUGUUAAUGACGUGUUGUCGAUAGCGCUCGAAACUGUGAGGCUAAAAGCUGAUGAUGACACUGACUCUGGGGCCAUUUCAGGUGGAUUGCAUUCAGAAGGCAACACUCCCAAUGGUCGAGAAGAUUUCGAACAAGAAAUCGAAGAAAUUAUUGAUGAAAAGCGAACAGCUGAAAUGAUCGCUAACGAAGUUAUCACAGAUAUACUAUCCUCUGUUGUAACUAGGAGUGAACAGAAACAGAGUGAACUAGUAGAAGAAGAAGAUAACAGCCACCAUAGAGUGAUACCAUCCGACCAUCCACACGAAGGAAACGUUCUGCCCUUAGACGGUGAAUUCUUAGUCGAUUCUCCGCGAAAAGAACCAGUGGAAAGAAUCGAAACCGAAGAAGUAGACGAAGUUACAAAAGAAAAUGCGAAAAACGAGAGCCAAAGAAUGGAAACCAACGAACCAGAGGAGCAUAAAACUCCAGAAAUCCCACCGAUUUCGACAAUUAGCGAAAAUAUUUCCCUUGUAAACAAGAAGGAACAAGAGAAUGAAGAGGAGAGAAAUCGUGAAACGAACGAAAGGGACAAGAGAAGAGUGAGCUUACCGGGUGAUAACGAGAUGAAGCAGGAUAGCAAUAAGAGCGAGGGUGUUUCCUCGCAAGGGACGAACACGUCGACAUCACCGAAGAGGCCGCGAAGUGCAUCUACCAGCACUCAAGUAGAUUCCAAUCACUUUGAAACCAAGCGGCCAUCAAAGUGUUCUCGGCCGAUGUUUUCGCCGGGACCAACGCGGCCGCCGUUCCGCAUACCGGAGUUCCGCUGGUCAUACAUACACCAGCGACUGCUUUCUGAUGUCCUGUUCUCUUUAGAGACUGAUAUCCAGGUAUGGCGCAGCCACUCAACCAAAUCCGUCAUCGAUUUCGUAAAUAGCAGCGAGAACGCCAUCUUCGUGGUAAACACCGUCCAUCUGAUCAGCCAGUUAGCGGACAACCUCAUCAUUGCCUGUGGAGGUCUGCUGCCUUUACUAGCGUCCGCUACAUCACCCAACAAUGAACUGGACGUAAUCGAACCUACCCAAGGCAUGCCAGUCGAAGUAGCAGUAACUUUCCUACAACGACUAGUCAGUAUGGCCGAUGUGCUCAUCUUCGCCAGCGCUCUCAACUUCGCCGAGCUAGAGGCGGAGAAAAACAUGUCCAGCGGCGGAAUCCUCCGCCAGUGCCUUAGACUGGUGUGCACGUGUGCGGUGCGCAAUUGCCUCGAGUGCAAGGAGCGGCAGCGGUACGCGACCGCCCGCGCCACGCGACAAGGCGACUCUUCGCCCAAGAGCGUGGUGGCAAGCUUGGCCGAUACUUCGAGUCCUGUCAAGGACCCAGAGAGACUACUUCAAGAUAUGGACGUCAAUCGACUGCGAGCCGUUAUCUAUCGAGAUGUGGAGGAGACGAAACAGGCGCAGUUCCUAUCACUCGCCAUCGUGUAUUUCAUCUCCGUGCUAAUGGUGUCCAAAUACCGCGACAUACUUGAGCCGCCCGCGCAUACAGCGCAAGAGUGCGUGCGCAGGCCACACCAUGGGCAUGAUCACCACGGCUCGCGGCCGCUGUUCCCGCAGUGGUCGCACCACGUGUACCCGCAGUUCCUGCCCGGUGCGCACCCCGCCCACCGUCCCGCGCACGCGCACUGCAAGCUCGACUGUCACGCGCACGCACGCAUCGGUAGCUACCGCCCGCACGCAGAACACAACGGCGAUGACGUGGAAUACGCCAUGAUAGUUGUCGACGAGAACAACUCUACUAUGAACGAGUUGGACUCUCCGUCUAUGAAGGAGACGGAAGAGUCAGAUGGAGUCGCGAAAAUUGAAACAAGCACGGACGAAGUGAAACCACACGGAGAGAAGCCGGCCUCAGAGACUUCGGCCUCGACUUUGACGGCCCCGGCGACACCUGGGGCCUCGCAGUCCCCAAGUUCUGAGAAAGAAGAACCCCUAUUUAAGUCCAGCCUUCGGGUGAAGCAACCUAAGAUUAAGCCUCCAACUGCAAGGUCCAAAACUUUAUCCGGGAUAACGGUGUCAGUGGUCAAUUUGAGCGUGGACUCUAUUGAGGAUGCCGGAUCUUUCCACCUCAACUCAACGGAGACCACAAACAACGAUCCUGAGUCUUCCAGCGAGAUCGCUUUAGAUGAUAACAAACAUCCGGUCAGCAACGAUGAAUCGUGGACAGACGUGAACCUUAACGAAGAUGGAGAGAGAGGUCCAGCCACAAUUACUGGCAGGACGAGAGACCACGAAGGCAAUAUACAUGAAGACAUUGAGAAAUCCCUUCACGCGCGCAACAACGAGCAUCAUCAUUUGCAGCGGCACCAGAACAGGAGUCUGCAGGUUGCGCAAAGGCAUCUACAUCCGGAUAACGAGACAUUAGCCGGUCUAAACGCCAUGAACGCCACGAUGUCUGCGGACGGCGUAUCCCGAGAAGCAUCUUUAACACACAAAUUGGAAACCGCAUUAGGGCCCGUUUGUCCCCUACUGCGGGAAAUUAUGUUGGACUUCGCGCCUUUCUUGUCGAAGACGCUGGUUGGAAGUCAUGGGCAAGAGCUUCUUAUGGAGGGUAAAGGUCUCCAAACCUUCAAAUCCAGCACAUCAGUUGUCGAACUGGUCAUGCUCCUGUGUUCUCAAGAAUGGCAGAACUCCCUUCAAAAGCACGCCGGUUUAGCCUUCAUAGAGUUGAUAAACGAAGGGAGAUUACUAUCGCACGCUAUGAGGGAUCACAUCGUGAGGGUCGCGAAUGAGGCGGAAUUCAUAUUGAACAGGAUGAGGGCUGAUGAUGUCUUGAAGCAUGCAGAUUUUGAGUCACUAUGCGCCCGCACGAGCAGCGAGCGCGCCGACGAGGAGCGCACCUGCGAACGUCUCAUCGCCGCCGCGCGCCGCCGCGACCACGCCGCCGCCGCGCGUCUACUCGACAAACUGCGACAUUCGCCCGGCGCCGGCAGCGCUGCGGCUGGAAGCACGAGUCAAUUCUGGAAACUAGACUCUUGGGAGGACGACGCUCGGCGCAGAAGGCGCCUGGUGCCCGACCCGCGCGGCCAGCGCCACGCCGCCGCCGCGCUGGCGCGCUCCCCCGCCGCGCCGCCGCCGAGCGACGCCAUAUUACAAGCAACGGAAGAACUCCAUGCCCGAAUCGCGGCGGGCGGCGCGGGGCGGGGCGCACAGCUGCCUACGCCGGCGGCCGCCGAGCUCCUCGAUGAUGCUGAACUCCUGGUGGAUGAUAGGGAAAUUGAUGCUGAUCUUACCGGCCCAGUGAACAUAAGUACGAAGGCGAGACUAGUAGCUCCAGGAUUGGUCGCUCCGGGCACCGUCUCUUUGACGUCAACGGAGCUGUAUUUCGAGGUGGACGAGGAAGAUCCGGAGUAUAAGAAGAUUGACCCUGAGGUUCUAAAAUACUGCGAGCACCUUCACGGAAAAUGGUACUUCAGUGAGAUCCGUGCCAUCUUCUCGCGCCGCUACCUGCUGCAGAACGUAGCCAUAGAAAUGUUCCUCGCCAGCAGAACAUCAAUAUUCUUCGCAUUCCCGGAUCAAGCCACGGUGAAGAAGGUGAUCAAAGCCCUGCCCCGCGUCGGCGUCGGCAUCAAGUACGGCAUCCCGCAGACCAGACGCGCAUCGAUGAUGUCCCCGAGGCAACUCAUGCGCAACUCCAACAUGACGCAGAAGUGGCAGCGCCGAGAGAUCUCCAACUUCGAGUACCUCAUGUUCCUCAACACUAUCGCUGGUCGAACAUACAACGAUUUGAACCAGUACCCCGUGUUCCCGUGGGUCCUCACCAACUACGAGAGCGAGGAGCUAGACCUGAGCCAGCCCUCCAACUACAGGGACCUGUCUAAGCCCAUCGGCGCUUUGAAUCCGAGUCGGCGUGCGUACUUCGAAGAGCGUUACAACACGUGGGAGCACGAAUCCACGCCGCCGUUUCACUACGGCACACAUUACUCUACCGCCGCCUUCGUGCUAAACUGGCUUGUGCGAAUCGAGCCGAUGACAACGAUGUUCCUGGCGCUGCAGGGGGGCAAGUUCGACCACCCCAACCGGCUGUUCUCCUCCAUCGCCAUGUCCUGGAAGAACUGCCAGCGAGACACGUCCGACGUCAAGGAGCUGAUCCCUGAGCUGUUCUUCCUGCCCGAGAUGCUUGUAAAUAGCGCAGGCUACCGCCUAGGCCUGCCCGAUUCACCGUCAGGAGACGUCAUCCUUCCACCCUGGGCCUCGUCAGCUGAGGAGUUCGUGCGGAUCAACCGCAUGGCGCUCGAGUCAGAGUUCGUGUCAUGUCAGCUUCAUCAGUGGAUCGACCUCAUCUUCGGAUACAAGCAGAGAGGACCCGAGGCCGUCCGCGCCACCAACGUGUUCUACUACCUAACCUAUGAGGGAGGCGUCCGUCUCGACCAAAUCACCGAACCCGUCACCCGCGCGGCCGUGGAAGACCAGAUCCGAAGCUUCGGACAAACCCCAGCGCAAUUACUCAGCGAACCGCAUCCACCAAGGGCGUCUACUAUGCAUCUGGCGCCGUUGAUGUUUGCUGCGGCCCCUGAUGAUGUGUGCCUCAGGCUGAAGCUGCCGUCUAAUGCCGCUGUUGUUCAUGUGUCUGCGAACACGUAUCCGCAGCUUGCGAUGCCUGCUGCCGUUACGGUGAGCGCGGCGCGCGCGUUCGCGGCGCACCGCUGGGUGGGCGGCGGCUGCGCGCACGCGGGCGCGCGCCACGCCGCCGACCACGCCGCGCCGCCCGCCGCGCCGCUGCUCAUGGACCCUGUCUGGGCGAACGGCGGCGCCGCUGCGUUAGCGCGACGACAGCUCGGCGAUAACUUCUCGCAGCGAGUACGCGCGAGAACCAAUUGCUUCGUGACCACGGUGGACUCGCGGUUCCUUAUCGCGGCUGGCUUCUGGGACAAUUCCUUCCGCGUCUUCUCUACAGAGACAGCCAAGAUCGUCCAAAUCAUCUUCGGCCACUACGGCGUCGUCACAUGCGUGUGCCGCUCGGAGUGCAACAUCACGUCGGAUUGCUACAUCGCAUCCGGGUCGGAAGACUGCACCGUGCUGCUGUGGCAUUGGUCCGCGCGGCACGGAGGCAUCGUGGGUGAAGGCGAGACCCCGGCGCCGCGCGUCACGUUGACGGGCCACGACGCUCCCAUUAACGGAGUCCUGGUGUCUGCUGAGCUCGGCUUGGUUAUUUCUUCGUCAGUCAACGGCCCCGUGCUGAUCCACACGACGUUCGGCGAGCUGCUGCGCGCGCUGCCGGCGGCGGAGGGCGUGGCGGCGCCGCGGCAGCUGGCGCUGUCGCGCGAGGGCGUGGUGGUGGUGGCCUACGCGCGCGGACACCUCGCCGCCUACACGCUCAACGGCCGCCGCCACCGCCACGAGACGCAUAACGACAACUUCCAGUGCCUGCUGCUGUCCCGCUGCGGCGAGUACCUGGUGUGCGGCGGCGACGCGGGCGUGGUGGAGGUGUGGCGCGCCUUCACGCUGGCGCCGCUCUACGCCUUCCCGCCCGCCGGCGCGCCCGUCUGCUCGCUCGCGCUGUCGCACGAUCAGAAGUGAGUACCUUAUACUGUGUACUCGCAGAGCCUGCUGCUGUCCCGCUGCGGCGAGUACCUGGUGUGCGGCGGCGACGCGGGCGUGGUGGAGGUGUGGCGCGCCUUCACGCUGGC
Cydia pomonella (codling moth) is the source of this 10816-nucleotide messenger RNA. It is a transcript of the gene rg, whose product is annotated as neurobeachin. NCBI's taxonomy places the organism in Eukaryota, Metazoa, Arthropoda, Insecta, Lepidoptera, Tortricidae. Bases 1308 to 10706 code for a protein of 3132 amino acids. Gene Ontology annotation, cellular component: membrane; cytosol. The record is from RefSeq and is a predicted model, not a curated record. The transcript has 53 exons. Gene Ontology annotation, biological process: intracellular protein localization. Gene Ontology annotation, molecular function: protein kinase binding.